Molecule: messenger RNA, 2202 nt
Organism: Sphaerodactylus townsendi
Lineage: Eukaryota; Metazoa; Chordata; Lepidosauria; Squamata; Sphaerodactylidae
Gene: MYL9
Product: myosin light chain 9
Exons: 4
Coding region: 267-785 (172 amino acids)
Biological process (GO): platelet aggregation; myofibril assembly
Cellular component (GO): myofibril; cytoplasm; stress fiber
Molecular function (GO): calcium ion binding
Source: RefSeq, a predicted model, not a curated record
CACAGCUGGGCGGCUGCCACCCCUCGGCGCGCAGCAUUCUUUCGCCUUGUAUGGCCAAAUCCUUUGGGGUGGGAGGGAUCCGUUUGGGCCAAGUCUAUCCUCCAUUGGCCGCCCCUGCCCUCUGGUCCGGCUCUGUCCCGCACUAAAACAACAGCAAGGGAAUUUCACACCUCUUGUGUGUCUUGAAGGGGCUCAGCCACCCUUGCGGCCAUCUCGAAGGGUCCCAGCAGGUUUCGGUCGGAGGCAGGUCCAAAAAAACCUACAAGAUGUCCAGUAAGCGAGCCAAGGCGAAGACCACCAAGAAGCGCCCCCAGCGUGCCACCUCCAAUGUCUUUGCUAUGUUUGACCAGUCACAAAUCCAAGAGUUCAAAGAGGCUUUCAAUAUGAUUGACCAAAACCGUGAUGGAUUCAUUGACAAGGAGGAUCUGCACGACAUGCUGGCAUCUCUCGGGAAGAAUCCCACGGACGAGUACUUGGAAGGCAUGAUGAGUGAAGCACCCGGACCCAUCAACUUCACUAUGUUCCUCACCAUGUUUGGAGAGAAGCUGAAUGGCACUGACCCAGAAGAUGUUAUCCGUAAUGCUUUUGCUUGCUUUGAUGAGGAAGCCACAGGUUUCAUUCAUGAGGAUCACCUGCGCGAACUGCUCACCACCAUGGGCGACCGGUUCACAGAUGAGGAAGUUGAUGAGAUGUAUCGAGAAGCCCCCAUUGACAAAAAAGGCAAUUUCAACUAUGUGGAGUUUACCCGUAUUCUGAAGCAUGGAGCCAAAGACAAAGAUGAUUAGAAUGAAGAAAGCAUCCAACGUUUUGUCAAUGUCCAUAUCCAAGCCCAAGUCCCCUUGCUGCUCCUUGAGGGUCAUCCCCUGGUGUCAUGGUCCUGUGUCAGUAUGGCCAAAAGGCGGAAAGACUUUGAAAUAUUUCAGCAGAGCAAGCGCUAAUUUAAAGAAAGAAUUCACUUGUCGCAAGUUUGUACACCUGCACUUCCAUACACAUACAGAUCAUAUCGGUCCUUUGUUAAGCUACUCCUUGAUUCUGUUAAGUCUCAUGGAAUAAGGUACUUUGAUUUCCCCGCUCUCAAAAGGGUCUAGAUUUUGCCAAAGGAGGUAGAAGAUACACUGGAUUACCAGACCAUCUGGCACUGUACAUAUAACACAUAUGAUCACCCAAUGCUGGAUCCAGUAUAAUCAAAGGGGGCUUGCUGAGGUAGCACUUAUAUAGCACUCUUUUCACUAGCAAAGUGAUUUAUUGUGCAAUUCUAAACAGAAUUAUAGCCUUCUAAAUCCAUUGAAAUCAACAAGCUUAGAAAGGUGUAACUAUAGGACGGCACUGUUACAGUCCUUGCCGUUUUAAUCAUUACCAAUUCUCGGUGAUUUCAUUCCCAUUGUACAGUUGGGAAAUGUGGACAGACAUUUGCCCAAGGUCAAAAAUAACUGUACAGAGAUGAGGUUUGAACCCAGGUUUCUUAGAAUCUAAGUUUAACACUUUACAGGCUGUAGCACAUUGGCCUUUGCCAUUACUGUUUUGUCUCAGAACCAUGUUGAAGCCAUUCCCGAAGUCACUGGCAACAAUUCAGGGAUUGCUUUCCUACUAUGGCAGGCCUCCUGCUCUCUGCACAUGUGCACAAAAGAACACUUUUUCACCUAUGGAUCUGCAGUGCGCACAAACAUACCUGUGGAAAAGAAAUUCAUUUGACUCUCUUUCAUUCUCCAUUCCAUCCCAAAUGCAUACAACCACCUCCACCCUGAAACUCAUGGCCCAUAGAGGUUUUUAUUGGUUGCUGAAUAGCUGACAAAAAGUAGAACAGGAACACCAGCAAAUAAAUAAAAGUUUCCAUUCUUCCCUAUAAUUAUUUCGAGAAAAAAACACUUGCUUUUUGGGGUGUUUGUAUAAGGUUUAUUUAUAUAUUUCUUCCAUUUUUUGAAAGCAAAACCUGGAAUGUUACAGAAGCUCUUAUACCAUAACCCUUGCUAAUUCAUUAUCUAAGGAUACAGCUCUGGGGUAGGAAAUUCCUGGAGACUUGGGUUUGGGAUGUGGGGAGAUCCCAGUUUAUCCUUGGGAACUAAUCCUUGUAGUAUGGAGACAAACUGUAACUCUGUAAGAUCUCCAGCCCCCACCCUAUUACAUCCUGUAAAGCCUGUUUGCUGACAAUCAGACCAAUCUCAAGAAAAUAAAAUGGCAUAUAAAGAGUAUGACACACACAUA